UUCAAACUCGUUUUUCUUACUGAACAACUUGUGCACCUGCCUUAAACUCUUAAUGUACUACUGGUAGUAAUAUUUUUGUCCAAGACGGCAAGACACAUACUAUAAUCGGAUUCAUUUUGUUGUUAGUCUUAAUGUUAUGUUUUUGACAAUUGACAAUUGACAAUAUAAUUUGAGUUGUGUAUGUAUCAUGUAUGUUUCAGUUGUGCAAUCCAAUGAGUGUAAUGGAGGUGAACGAAGGUCCUAGCUCGCCUAAGCAAGGAAACGACAAGAUUGGUGAGGGUGCAGGGUUUUGUAUGUUGAGAGGAAGAAGCCUUGAAUCAGAGAAAUGUUCGAGUAUUAAUGGAGCUAUUCGUAAGACAAAAUCGUUCAACAGUCAAAUCUUAAUCAAUACAGAUGAACUUGUCAAGAAUGUCUCAAGAAGAUUUAACAGCAUUGGUUUCCCAUCUAACAACCAUUUCAAUAUUGCUUUUGCAUUUCAAAGAAUGUCCUGUCCUCACCCUCAACUUUCUGAUGGUCCUGCAGCUGAUGAAACAGGACAAGAAGAAACUGAGCAGCAGGACAUGAGUCCAGAUUCAAGCAUGCGCAGUUGGAAUAUUGAACCAAGUUUACCAAUAUGCCUAAGGUUUGAAGAUGUCAAGUUCAAGGUAACAAUGAACUCGGAAGGUGAAAAAUAUAUACUGCAUGGAGUAAGUGGGUCAGCCACUCCUGGAGAACUUCUGGCCAUGAUAGGUCCUUCAGGCGGUGGUAAAACGACUUUACUAAACCUACUUAGCGGAAGGCUUAAAUUUAACAGCGGCACCAUCACUUAUAACAACCAACCUUACUCUAAGUCACUAAAGCGCAAGAUUGGAUUUGUAAUGCAAGAUGAUGUUGCCUUCCCUCACCUUACUGUCAAGGAGACCUUGACUUAUGCUGCUUUGCUUCGUCUUCCAAACACACUCACCAAAGACCAGAAAAGAGACAGAGCCAUGGAAGUCAUUACUGACCUCGCCCUAGAAAGGUGCCAAAAUUCUAUGAUAGGAGGUGGACUUCUCAAGGGGAUAUCAGGAGGGGAAAGAAGACGGGUUUGCAUUGCAAAUGAAAUCCUUCUUAACCCUCCUCUCUUACUCUUAGAUGAACCUACAUCCAGUCUUGAUUCAGCUAGUGCACUGCGAAUUGUUCAAAUACUUCACAACAUUGCUAAGACAGGAAAAACAGUGGUGACAACAAUUCACCAGCCAUCAAGCAGACUAUUUUCCAAAUUCGACAAGCUUAUACUAAUCGGUAAAGGGAGCUCUCUAUACUUUGGAAAAGCAUCGGAAGCAAUGAUGUACUUCUCAUCGAUGGGUUGCUCACCACUUAGACCUAUGAAUCCCGCUGAGUUUCUUCUUGAUCUUGCAAAUGGAAACAUGAAUGACAAAUCCGUUCCUUUGAUUUUGGAAGACAAAUUGUCACCCACUAAUUCAACACAAACACCAUCUUCACUUGAAGUCCAUGAGUAUUUUGUGGAGGCCUGUGAAUCAAGAUCUUCUAAGAUAGGAAAGUCAAAACUGUCAAUGUCUACAAUUCAACAAAGUGAAAUGAAAUCGAGUUCAUCAAAGGAGCUGGGAGCAAGUUGGAGUGAUCAAUUUCGCAUUCUUCUAAGCAGAGGGAUUAAGGAAAGACGACACGAAUAUUUCAGUAGCGUUCGUGUCAUACAAGUUGUUUCAACUGCUAUCAUUAUGGGAUUGAUUUGGUGGCAUCCCAAUCAUUCAUCCUCUGUAGAUCUCCAAGAUCAGGCAGGGUUGCUGUUCUUCAUAUCUGUAUUUUGGGGUUUUUUCCCGUUAUUAACAGCCAUUUUCACUUUCCCACAAGAGAGAGUUAUGUUAAUAAAGGAAAGAUCUGCUGGAAUGUACAGACUCAGCGCGUAUUUUGCUGCUCGGAACAUCACUGAUCUGCCUUUGGACCUCAUAUUGCCCAUAUUUUUUAUGCUCAUUGUGUAUUUUAUGGUGGGACUGCAACCAAGUUUUGCAGCAUUUUUCCUCACUUUACUAACCGUUUUCUUAAGCAUUGUGGCUGCCCAGGGGCUAGGCCUAAGUAUUGGAGCAGCAUUCAUGGAUAUAAAGAAGGCAAUGACCUUGGGAUCAGUAAUCAUCAUGUCUUUCAUGCUCGCGGCUGGAUUUUUCAUCCAAGAUGUGCCAUCAUUCAUGUAUUGGGUGCGUUACGUGUCCUUCAACUAUCACAUAUUCCGUCUGUUGCUAAAGAUUCAACAUGGGUGUUCAAAAUCUGGUAGUUGUGAAGCUCCUGUAAUUAAAGGAGUAAGAGUAGAUUAUUCUGGGAAAGUUGAAGUUGCAGCCUUGAUAAUCAUGAUCAUUGGAUAUAGAUUCCUAGCUUACUUGUUUCUCAGAAGAAUGAAACUUAAGGCAAUAUGACUGCGAACGAUAAUAUGUACUACGUACUACGUAAUGCAUGCGUAUGGAUCAUACUGUAGUUCUGUGUUCCUUGGUUAGUAUCUUGAUUAUUGUAUGCUUAAUUAUUCUUUA
Molecule: messenger RNA, 2501 nt
Organism: Spinacia oleracea (spinach)
Lineage: Eukaryota; Viridiplantae; Streptophyta; Magnoliopsida; Caryophyllales; Amaranthaceae
Product: ABC transporter G family member 22
Exons: 10
Coding region: 192-2390 (732 amino acids)
Biological process (GO): transmembrane transport
Cellular component (GO): membrane
Molecular function (GO): ATP binding; ABC-type transporter activity; ATP hydrolysis activity
Source: RefSeq, a predicted model, not a curated record